Messenger RNA from Colletotrichum paranaense, 597 nucleotides. RefSeq lists its product as uncharacterized. The record is from RefSeq and is a predicted model, not a curated record. NCBI's taxonomy places the organism in Eukaryota, Fungi, Ascomycota, Sordariomycetes, Glomerellales, Glomerellaceae. The transcript has 2 exons. The coding region runs from base 1 to 597 and encodes 198 amino acids.
AUGUCUGCCAGCGCGACUGAACAACCACAAGCAACGCCGCCGCCGGCAGCACCGUCAACAGAGGACGCUACUCCAGCGAAGCCUGAGUUACCACCUCUGACCCCGGCCGAGUUCAAAGUCUACAACCAAAUGGCAGAAAAGAUGAACUACUUUCACAACCACUUCCGCCACCAAUGGACCCUCCUCCACACAGCAGCCUCAACAGGCCGCCGCCCCCAAAACAUGUCCCUCAAGCAAUUCCUCGACACCGGCCUCCAAUUCACCCGCCACCUCACCGCCCACCACGGCAUCGAAGAAGCCCACGUCUUCCCCAUGCUUGCCCGCCGCAUGCCCGAGUUCCGCACCGGCGGCCGCGGCGGUGGUGCGGAGCUCCUCCGCCAGCACAAGCAGAUCCACGACGGCAUGGACAAGUUCGAGGCCUACCUGCGCGCCUGUCGCGACCGCGAGACGGAGCUCGAGCUCGGCGUCCUCAAGGAGAAGAUGGAUAGCUGGGGGGAGGUGCUCUGGACGCACCUCGAUCAAGAGGUGGAGACGUUGGGGGCGGAGAAUAUGAGAAAGUAUUGGACGAUGGAGGAGGUGAGGAGGAUGCCCAUGUGA